Mercenaria mercenaria is the source of this 4315-nucleotide messenger RNA. RefSeq lists its product as uncharacterized. The record is from RefSeq and is a predicted model, not a curated record. The transcript has 5 exons. The coding region runs from base 277 to 1044 and encodes 255 amino acids. Lineage: Eukaryota; Metazoa; Mollusca; Bivalvia; Venerida; Veneridae. Gene Ontology annotation, molecular function: GTPase activity; GTP binding.
UUACAUCUGAAUUAUAUAAGCAGAUAAACAGAGUGCAUGUACAGAAAACAGCAUUUCAGGUGUGAAAAUCAAAAGAUUGCAGGAAAAAAACACAUUUUUGGAUAUGAAUGGGAUAGACACAACAGCCCGAGCCGACAUUUCUGGCCGCUGGUGAAUGUGAAGCAUGACAUGGUUUGAAAAGUCUCCGGAAGUCAGCAAUUAUACUUCUAUGUGGUCAGAGACCACCAGGGAACUUACUAGGAAUAAGAAAAGAGAAUUAACAAAAACUGAAACAAAAUGGUACUUUUAACACAUCAGAGAGAAAAUGGCCGUUUUGCUUCAUCGGAGUUCAGCCGGACGGGACAUUCUAACGUUUUCGGGAACAAGACGUUACGUUGGAGUUUUAGACGUAAACAGCUCGACACAAUUCAAGAACAAAAACCUGAUUAUUAUUUCAAACUUUUGCUGCUCGGCGACUGUGGUACAGGAAAAACGAGCUUAGCGAACAAAUUCAGCUGCGAUGCAUGCAGUAAAGCAAACUAUGUUCAAAAACCUGCCGUCGGCGACGUUAAAACUGUAGAAUAUGUUGAUCGUGUAAUUGAAGUGUCGGAUAAACACAUUCUGGCAAGGCUUUACGAUACUGCAGGUCAAGAAAAAUAUCGCAGUCUGACAGCAUCAUAUUAUCGGGGAGCGCACGGGUGUCUCGUGCUGUUUGACGUUACCAAGGAUUCCACUUUCAGUAAUAUUUCUUACUGGCUUCAUGAUAUCAAGGAAUAUUCCACCCAUCCGGAUAUUCCAACACUUUUGGUAGGCACAAAAUGUCACGUGGCACCUGAAAAGCGGGAAGUCUCGUUUGAACGCGCUUCAAAGUACGCAGAAAGUGUAGAACUACCUUAUCUGGAAGUGAGCAUUGAGGAAAACGAAAGUGUGGUGCCGGUGAUAGAGAAACUUUUAGAACUUGUUUUAGAAAAGAUAAAUAACCACCAAACAUUGAAUACACAACAAGCAAACAGGAUCAUACUUCAAGAACAACAAAAGCCUACAAAUAAUAUGUGUUCGUGCUAAUAAGAUGGCCACGCAAAGCAAAUGCAUAUUGAAUGUAUAUGUUUUACUCAUUUGAUCUCAUUCUACAUUUUGUGUUCAUUACUCUUGCCUUCUGAAACGUUCCACGACUGUGAUAUAUAGCCAUCGUGGGAAUAUUUUCUUUUACCUUGCUUUUAUUACGCGCAUUGUGCGCUUAUUAUUUGUCGCCGUCACGGAAUGCCUGACAAAAAGAAACAUUUUUCUCUGAGCCAGUGAAUAUUUCUAAGGGAAAUUCUUUUACUCACUGGGAACUACUUUCAUUUUGUCUUUUGUUCAUCUCCUUCACCUUUUAGGCACUGAAUGGAGUGUUGUUAUAAAUAUGCACGGAAAGAGACAAUGCCGUCUGCUGGUUCGGACAUAGUAUGUCUGUGUUAUGAAUAUUUCAUGACGAAAUAUAUUUAUAUUUUUUGUUUUCUGUUAAUAAUGUACAUGAAAUGUACAGAUUUUGUUAAAUGCUAUUUCCUUAAAAUGUUCAAAGGUUUCUCAAUGUUUUCUAAACUUUUGACAUUCAUUUGGUGUAUCUAAUGUGCAUCAAGCAUGCCAAAAGACACUUAAAUCUUCAAUCACUUCUAUGAUCAUUUUAAUACUGUGAGAAAUACAAUGGACAUUCUAAGAAAUAAUAUAUAGCAGAACAAUGUUUAACAUAUCUCAACAAUACGAAUCAGUUAUACGUCGCGUGUAUAAUCCCUCGUGAAAUUAUCUGUUUAACUUCAUCGUAUUGUUUCGGUAUGUUUAAAACAUUGUUCUGCUAUAUAUUAUUUCGACUGUAGUUGUCUUUUAUGUUAACAAGUAGAUGAAAUAGAGAUACUUUUUCAUGGAGCAUGUAUGGCGCCAAAUAUAGUAGGUUGGAAUGACGUCAACGCAUAACUGUGUUUUAACAGUGUAAAACUACGGAGAGUAACACGUCAGGCGGAAUAAGCUAGGAGUGCGUAAACGUCUAACGACUCGUUUUUCGAGCCAAAUAACGCAUUUAGAGUGUGUGAAUUAAGUGUAACGCCAUUCCGUUAUAUCAUUUCGAUUCUGAAACGUCUUUUAUAUAAAAUAGAUCAAAUAUAGCAGAUCUCACGGCGCCAAAUAAUACGUCAACCUGGCUUCAGAUUUCCGUGUUUUAAUGGAAAUGAGCAUCCAGUAAGAAAUAAUAUAUAGCAAAAAAAUGUUUUAACAUACCAAAACAAUUUAAUGCGGCUAUACGCUUGCAGAAUAAUUUACGUCCAAGUGACAUAUAAACGAUUCGUACGGUUGAGUUUGUUAAAACCUGGCACUGCUAAAUAUAAUUUCGAUUCUAAUAUAUUUUUUUUCUUGAAACAAGUAGAUGAAAUAGGAAAGAAUUAUUUCGUUGCGCAUGUAUGACGCAGAAUAUAGCUGGUUUACGUGACUGUGUUUAAAAAGUGUUACGAUACGGGUAGUACUAUGUUCCUGGAAAAGCUAAGGAGUACGUAGACGUGUAUUGUUAUUUUUUCGGGCCUGAUAACCUAAGAGGGUGAGAACGCCAUUCUGUUAUAUCACUUCGAUUCUGAAACGUCUUUUGUAUAACAUGGUAUAUCAAAUAUAGUAGACGUCUUUCUCGACGUCUGUAUUGCUCCAAAUAAUAUGUUGACGUGACGUCAGGUAGUUUCCGUGUUUUAACGGAACUGUGUACGGAUUUGUCAUAUUAAAAUAGUACAUAAAAAGCCUUUUGUUUUUGUCGAGGACAUAAUAAAAUUUCUCUUAGCUAUAUUGUUCCCACUGUUUCUGUUAAUUUUUAAUGUUGUUUUUUUUUGUGAAACUCAACUUGUGUAUAAAAAGAUAUGUCUUAUGUCUCUCUAUGUGUCAUUGUCUCCUUUUGUUAGUCAUCUGCAUUACAUGUAUUCUCCUUAUUUGUUAGGUCUGACACACGUGUGCAUUACAUCAAUACAGACAGCAAUGUCUAGAAUGGUUCCAAUAUGGUAUUUCCAUUCCUUCCAUUUGCAAAAUACAGAAGCCUUCAAAUAAACAAAGAACAAUUGUGUGAAAUUUAAAAUUUUUACUUUUUCAUGAAACUGUUUUAAAUAUGUCAACUGUCUUUUUUUUCAACAAAGGAAAAAUAUAUAAAACAAGAUGUUCAUAGGUGAAGGAAAAAUAAUAAACAAUAAAACUUAAUGUGUAAGCUUUAAAAGACUUUUACAACAUUUUGCCAGUCUUUGAUUUAUAUACCUAUCUGCCGUUAAUAAUUAUUAAUAAUAAACAAGAAAUGAUCAAUAAUUCUAAAAGAAAGCAUAUUUUCUGCAAAAUGAAGAGAAAUACCAACAAAUUAAGGCAACUUAAAUUAUAAUAUAUUGCUGGCAGCUCCUUUAGCCGUGUAAGGAACCCUAGCACCUGAAUAGUAAAAUAGGGAGUAUCAUAGUGUGUGUGCAACUUCAGUAUGUUUCGCUUUCAAUUACUGCGAAACCACCAAUAUUCAUGGGUGACUUAACUUUUGUAGAUUUCAUGGUUUAGUCAAUCCACAAAAUUUAAUCCUGGGCAACAAAGAAGUUUGUAUCAUGGUUUACCUGCAGUGUCAUUAUAACUGUUAACUUCUAUCUGUAAUAUUCUUCAACUGAGGAAAAGGUGUGGCUUAAGCUGUACUCUCACUAAGUUAGAGAACAUGUCUUAGGUCCCCCAUACAUAUAGAAUACUGUAGGGAAAUGUUGAACUUUCUGAAACCGUUCUCUAUUUCAGUUAGAGUACGCUUGUCACAGGAUAGUACCAAUGCUUAAAAUGGAAUGUUAACUUGUCAAUCAAAAUUAGCAGCCGAAUGCAUUGUUCAUAUUGGCAGACCAUGAUACAAAACAGGAAGCGUAGGGGCCACUUGAAUAAUAAGGUUAUUUCUCGAAGGUUACACCUUCUCGAAAUAACCUAAUUAUUCUUGUGAACCUCUGCUCUUUCUGUUACAUCUAUUUUAUGUUCAAAGAUCAAAUCCAUGAAUUUGUAUUCCCACAAAUACCCUUAUUAUAUAACAAUAACCUGUUUUGUCAAAACCACAAUAUUCCAUGCCCACAAAACUGAAUGAUUUUACAGUAAUACAAGUUCUGGAACAACAGAUCUGACACACUUUGCGUUUAAUGGAAUCUGUCAGCGAGAAAAAUCUUAAAAAUAAGUAUUUUGUUGCAACAAUAAAAAAACGCCGAUGUAAAUGCUCAAAAGCAGUUUACUCUCCAAUAUUUGUUGUGGAGUGGAUUGGUUAGUAUAGACUUUUUGUUUUAAUGUUUGAUUCUACUUCUACCACUAAGAAUAAGGUUAGUAUUACGGUAGUAAU